This is a messenger RNA of Mycosarcoma maydis (corn smut), 708 nucleotides long. RefSeq names its product Mg-dependent acid phosphatase. The transcript has a single exon. Lineage: Eukaryota; Fungi; Basidiomycota; Ustilaginomycetes; Ustilaginales. Gene Ontology annotation, molecular function: acid phosphatase activity. The record is from RefSeq and is a predicted model, not a curated record. The coding region runs from base 1 to 708 and encodes 235 amino acids.
AUGGUUCGAAAGAUCGGCAGACGAGCACGCGAAGCAUCUCCGUCUUCAUCGUCCGACGUUGCCUCUUCGUAUACACAUCCGGACUACACCGCUCGCAUUGUAUCUUCACUGGAAGCGUUGAACUCGGGCGCAUUGCCGGGGCUGGUCGUCUUUGAUCUAGACUACACACUUUGGCCUUUAUGGGUGGACACGCAUGUGGAUUCACCCUUGCGUCGACGAGGCAACGAUAUCAACAAGGUGUACGAUCGCAACAGCCAAGCGCUACAGUUCUUUCCACACGUACCAAGCAUCUUGUUCUGGUUGAAGAGAAGAGGGAUUCCGAUUGCUGCUGCGAGUCGAACCAGUGCACCCACAGUCGCAAGACAGGCGUUGAACGGUCUGUUCCUCGUUGACGAUUCCCAUCUGAUUGAAGGAUCCGAGCCACAUGCAUCGCCGAAAGUGGUAAAAGCAGCAGACUUGUUCGAGUACGAAGAGAUUUACCCCGGAAGCAAAAUCACACAUUUCCGCAACCUGCAGCGCGACUCAGGCGUCGAGUACGAGGACAUGAUCUUCUUUGAUGACGAGUACAGGAACGCCGAGGUCGGCAGCAAGUUGGGCGUUCAUUUUGUAGAGGUGGGCCACGCCGGUACGGAUCUGGGUCUGGUGGAGAAGGCGAUCAGAGAAUGGAGGGCCAAGAAGGCUGCGAGAGCGCAAAAGGCCGAACUGUGA